Molecule: messenger RNA, 3198 nt
Organism: Heterotrigona itama
Lineage: Eukaryota; Metazoa; Arthropoda; Insecta; Hymenoptera; Apidae
Source: the annotation of a GenBank genome assembly
GAGAGAGAGAGAGAGAGAGGGAGGCUGACAGGGUAACUAAUAUCUCGCGCGAGUCAGUCAAAAGGAAAGAGACGAAAAUGAACGGAAUGAAAACCCGCGUUGUGGAUGGUACAAAUUGUUCGAAGGAACUGAAGUUCGGAGUGGAGCGUAUAUUGUCGGAUGAAAUUUCCUCGAAGAAAACAGAUAUACUUAGGCCACUUCCAGUACAAUUUUCCACGGUGCGAUGCCCUUGUCCGGGGAGUUGUGUCAGGUGCGAAGCCCUUCGAAUUUAUCCUCCGUUCUCUUACGUUCAAACUACGAUCUCUGGAAGCUAUGCAAGCACCAAUCAUGGAAACGGAGUGGUCGAAAGUUAUACCAAUAUUUAUCGACCUGCUCCCCUUCGACCUGUUCCCAGAGUUCCGUUGUCGUCCGCCUCGACACCGAGCAACCAAUCGGAGCCGAAUACCAGAAGGAAAAGAUCGUGGUCGAGAGCCGUGUUCAGUUCUCUGCAACGAAAGGGAUUGGAGCGACGAUUUUCUCUGCAAAAGUACAUCACGAAACCGGACAGGCGGCAACUCGCUGCCACUUUGGGCUUGACCGACGCACAAGUGAAAGUCUGGUUUCAAAAUCGGCGAAUGAAAUGGCGACACACGAAGGAGAGCGAGAGCGCUGUCCUGUCGAAUUCCGACUCUCAGAAGGAAUCGGCGAGAAAGUUAACGAAGGACAACGCGAAGAGCGCGACGACUGAAAAGACUGUUUCGGAGGAUGAAGAGGACAUGGAGAUCGAAGUUGACUUACCAGGGCGACCAAGCUGUUAUUUCCUUUGUGAGAGGAAACUCUUACUUUUUUUUCGCGAAGGAUCGGAGGCCAAUAAACUUCAAUUUAAAAUGCAACGAUUGUUGCCAGGUUUAGUGUCGAUUUCUCGGCAAUAUUCGGUGAUAAAGAUGUCGAAGCCUUUGGGAACAAGCGAGAGCCAGAAAUGCCUCAAUCUCGAUACUUCUGAUAUUCUCUCUGCAUCCAUGGCUCAGUCACAAACGGCUUCUGUCGUCAAUGAAUCUUUGCGCGCAGACACGAUUCCUCUGCUGGAUCACACGGCCGCGGAAGUUUCAACGACCACGUUCGAAGUGUCCACGUCAAAGGUGGAGUCGCAGAUCGUCGCCGACAAGACGCCAUUGCCGUUCGAGGAGAUCCCUGGCCCGGCGAUUCUGAAGAUGUGGGAGAAGUAUUGGAAAUACGUGCCGCUCCUCGGUACGCAAGUGCUUUCCAGUCUACUAAUCAACAGAUUCACCCAGGGACGACUGACGUGGAAUCGUAACAUCACGCCCUUAAAAUAUUUAUUCAACGAGUACGGUUGUAUCGUGAGGGUCAACGGGCCCCUUGCGGGGGACAUUGUCAUGAUUCACAGACCCGAGCACAUAGCAGAGGUCUUCAAGCAAGAAGGCGAUAUGCCUGUACGAAGUGGUAUCGAUAUUCUGCAACAUUAUCGAUUGAACUACCGCAAAUAUCGUCUCGCAGGACCGUUUUCUGUGCAGGGCACGGAAUGGAUAGAAGUGAGAGAGAAGAUAGAGCAAUUGUUCAAUCAAAUUGCCCCGAGUUUCUUCGGAAAGAUCGACGUGAUCUGCGAUGAGCUCAUUGCUAGGAUAUACAAAAUACGGAACAGACAGAACGAAGUACCUGCUUGUUUUCACGAGGACAUGAUACGCUGGGCUAUGGAGUGUUUCUGCGACGUAACGUUGAACAAGCGCCUCGGAUUCUUGGAGUCAGCUGGCUACAAUUCGUCGUCCGAAGCCACUAGAAUUAUCAACGCCUUGAUGACAGCUCACAAGUACCUGAGCCGCUGUGAAACUGGCUUUCAAGUGUGGCGAUUCUUCUUGACCCCGUACGCCAGGAAACUCUUCGAGGCUUGCGACGUACUUGACAAUGUCAUAGGGAAAUACGUCCGUCAAGCUCAAGGUAAGCUUCGAGUUCGAAAAUCUCAAGGAGAGAAGAACUUAACGACCGACGAUAGUUCACCGGUCUUGGAAAGAUUCCUCGUGAACGAAGGCAUUCAUCCAGACGACAUUUGCACGUUGUUGAUGGAUAUGAUCAUCUUAGGCGUUCAAGCGACGGCGAAUUCCGAGGCAUUCGUGUUGUAUCACUUGGCCAAGAAUCCACGAACUCAAAGAAAACUCUAUGACGAAAUCACCUCUGUCUUGCCAAAUAACGAUUCUCCUGUCACGGAGAAAGCGUUAAAAAAUAUGCCAUAUUUGAAAGCUUGCCUUCAAGAAACUUUGAGACAUUUGUCAUUAUGGCGAAUCAAAUUACUUCGCAACGAGAGGAGAACUUUGAGGAUCCAUUAAAAUUCCGACCGGAAAGAUGGCUGUCCAGUUCUGUAAAAGGAAGUACAGACUUUAGUUAUUUACCUUUCGGUCACGGUGUGAGAUCGUGCCUAGGGAAAAAUAUGGCCGAAACGGAAAUGAUGCUAGUGACAGCAAAGCUUGUACGACAAUUCAGAGUUGAAUACGAUUAUGCUGACAUCAAAGACAGUUUUAUGAUAGUGAACGUGCCCAAUAAACCGCUCCGUUUCCGUUUCGAGAAUAGGUAUUAAUCUACUAUAUGGUAUGUAAUAAAGUAUCGAUUAUUGCAGAGAACCGCAAUAGAGAUAUAUUUUAUUUCUUGUUAUUAAGUUAGCGCUUCGAAUACAGUGAAACGUAAUUUAAAAUAUGUAACAGUAGUUGUGUGAUUUGUCGCUGAUUUUUAUCAUAUUCAUUACGUCGAGAGAAAGAGAAAUAUUGUUAGAAAGAAUUUAUCAUGUAUUUGAGACUGAUUAUGUACGUGUAAUGUAGCUUUCAAUGUUAAAAUGCAUAAAGAGCCUGUAAAAUAGAGAUUGAAAGACAUCUUCAAAUGCUGUUUCCAAAUUAUUAUUUUUAUUAUUUAUUUUUCACUUAUUAUUAUCUCUAUUUAUUUUCACUUAUUAUUAUUUUAUUAUUUAUUUUAUUAUUAUUUUUCACUUAUUUGUUCACAAAAUUUCAAGGAUCAGACACUUUGGAAACAAUAGUAAGUUUCUGAUAUCUCUGGAUUUGACAUCGUCUCAAUUUAUACGUGUGUUUAUAUAACGUAUAUGUGAAACAAUACGUUAUAUAAACAAAGUAUCUCUUUUGAGUUAACUUAUAACUUAUCUUUUUUUGUCAUUUUGUUAGCGAUGAAAUUGGCGAAGCAGGUGAAGGUGUUAGCAGGUGA